AUGACGCCUCUCGCGCACGCGGACGUCGCCUUCUGGUGGACGGUCGUCGGCGCGCUGACGUUCCCUUUCCUCUUCUUCGUCAGCGCGCCGUACGGGAAGCUCGUCCGCGACGGAUGGGGCGGCCGCGUCGACGGUCGCCUCGGAUGGUUUAUCCAAGAGAUCCCAUCCCCGAUCGUCCUCACCGUCGCGUUCCUCCGCGGCGCGAACGAGGUCGCGACGGACGAUCUCUUGACGUUUCCCGACGCCCCAACUCUACCGCCGAGCGCGCUGACGCGCGCGUGCGUCGCGGCGUGGUGGAUUCACUACCUCAACCGCGCAGUGCGAUACCCGCUGACGCGCACGAUGAGCGACACGACGGCGCCGGUGGUGGCGAUGGCGAUCGCGUUCAACUUAGGCGCGUUCUGGUUAUCACGCCGGUCCCCAUACGACCGCGUUCGCGCGCUCGCGCACGGCGGCGCGCACCUCAACGAUCCGUCGCUCUUCGUCGUCGCCCUCGGCGGCGCGCUCUUCCUCGGCGGCGCCGCGCUGAACGUCGCCUCGGACUCGACGCUCCGCGCGCUCCGUCGCGGCGGCCCGCGGAAAGACGCCCGGAAGCACUUCAUCCCUCGCGGCGGGAUGUUCGAGCUCGUGACGUGCCCGCAUUACCUCGGCGAGUGUCUCGAGUGGGCCGGGUUCGCGAUCGCGACGCGAACGGUCGCGGGAUGGGCGUUCGCGUUCUGGACGUUCGCGAACCUGAUGCCGCGGGCGGUGGCGUACCGGAAGUGGUACCGCGACAAGUUUGGCGCGGCGUUUCCGAAGCGUCGACGGGCGAUGAUUCCGUUCGCGUGGUGACGACGACGACGACGGAAGAACCUCCUUCUUUCACCACCUCAUACAGUAGGUCAUAAUUAAUUACAACGAUAUCAAUAGG
Micromonas pusilla CCMP1545 is the source of this 910-nucleotide messenger RNA. RefSeq lists its product as uncharacterized. The record is from RefSeq and is a predicted model, not a curated record. Gene Ontology annotation, molecular function: oxidoreductase activity, acting on the CH-CH group of donors. The transcript is spliced from 2 exons. Gene Ontology annotation, biological process: lipid metabolic process. Lineage: Eukaryota; Viridiplantae; Chlorophyta; Mamiellophyceae; Mamiellales; Mamiellaceae. The coding region runs from base 1 to 831 and encodes 276 amino acids.